Populus euphratica (Euphrates poplar) is the source of this 454-nucleotide messenger RNA. Its product is annotated as 60S ribosomal protein L39-like. The transcript is spliced from 3 exons. Gene Ontology annotation, biological process: translation. Gene Ontology annotation, cellular component: ribosome; cytosolic large ribosomal subunit. NCBI's taxonomy places the organism in Eukaryota, Viridiplantae, Streptophyta, Magnoliopsida, Malpighiales, Salicaceae. The coding region runs from base 109 to 264 and encodes 51 amino acids. Gene Ontology annotation, molecular function: structural constituent of ribosome. The record is from RefSeq and is a predicted model, not a curated record.
CUCCUCUCUAAUAUAAAACAUCCAAGCACUCCGGUCUAGGGUUUCUAUCAGCGGGGGUUUCGUAUCGGCUGCUUCAGUCUCCUGCCUCGAAGCCCCCAUCUCGGGAAAAUGCCGUCACACAAGACCUUCAGGAUCAAGAAGAAGCUGGCGAAGAAGAUGAGGCAGAAUAGGUCUAUCCCUCACUGGAUUCGUAUGAGAACUGAUAACACCAUCAGGUACAAUGCGAAGCGCAGGCACUGGCGACGUACCAAACUAGGGUUUUGAGCUGGAAUAAAUCAUUUGAAGUUCGAACAAUUUAAGUGCUAUGUAGUUUUUAAUUUUUUCAGACUUGAAUAUCCAGAGGAAUUUUUUUGUUGUGAUUUUGAAGGGGUGGUUUAUUUUUUUAGCUUGAUUUUAUAUUUGAAGAAAUGGUUUAGACCAGUUCAAGCUUAAUGUGAUGACCAGUUAUUUAUUU